This is a messenger RNA of Sinocyclocheilus grahami, 3509 nucleotides long. RefSeq names its product glutamate receptor ionotropic, delta-1-like. Gene Ontology annotation, cellular component: membrane. The record is from RefSeq and is a predicted model, not a curated record. NCBI's taxonomy places the organism in Eukaryota, Metazoa, Chordata, Actinopteri, Cypriniformes, Cyprinidae. Gene Ontology annotation, biological process: monoatomic ion transport. The coding region runs from base 274 to 3435 and encodes 1053 amino acids. The transcript is spliced from 16 exons. Gene Ontology annotation, molecular function: ligand-gated monoatomic ion channel activity; signaling receptor activity.
GCACGGACCCGUUGCUUUGCCUCUGAUCGUGGUACCCCCGUCGUUUCCCUUGCUCUCCUACCCCUCCUUUUCUGCUUUCCUUCCCUUGAGAGCUUCUUUUUCCCCGCGAACAUCUCCUCUCACUUUCAAUUUGAAUAGAUCUCGGAGAAAGAUAGAAGUGACGCAUUGAUCUCCUCCACAGUGGUCGUUCUCGCGGACGCUCUUUUUCUCUCUGGAACUGGAUUUUUGAAACGACGUAGAAGCGUGGAUGAUACACCGGGGUGAGAACUGGAGAUGGAGUUGCUCGUGAUCAGCCUCUCCUUAUGGAUCCUGCAGUGCCGCUCAGCUCGCGCGGACUCCAUUAUUCACAUCGGAGCUAUUUUUGAACAGAACGCCAUACGGGACGACGAGGUUUUUCAGCUUGCCAUUUCAGACCUGAGUUUGAAUGACGACAUCCUCCAGAGCGAGAGGAUUACCCAUUCUAUCAAACUUAUCGAGCCCAACAACCCCUUCCAGGCGGUACAGGAAGCCUGUGAGCUCAUGAAUCAAGGGAUACUGGCUUUGGUGUCGUCGACGGGAUGUGCUGCAGCCAAUGCACUACAGUCUCUCACAGAUGCCAUGCACAUUCCUCACCUAUUCAUUCAGAGGAACGGAGACGGCACACCCCGUGCUGAGUGCCAGCUCAAUCCCAGCCCCGACGGAGAGCGCUACACGCUGGCCGCACGCCCUCCUGUGCGUCUGAGUGAUGUCAUGAUCACGCUCGUCUCUGAACUCCGCUGGCACAAAUUCAUCGUUUUCUAUGACAGCGAGUACGAUGUACGGGGACUGCGUGGGUUUCUGGACCAGGCGUCUCAAAUGGGUUUGGAUGUGUCUCUACAACAGGUUGACCGGAAUGUGACAAAGGUCUUUUCCACUCUGUUCAGCACGAUGAGGAUGGAGGAGCUGAACCGCUACCGGGACACUCUCAGACGGGCCAUCCUGCUGCUCAGUCCUCGCACUGCCCAGGUCUUCAUACACCAGGCAGUGGAAACGAAUCUAGCAUCCAAAGAUAGUCACUGGGUAUAUGCCAAUGAGGAGGUUAGUGACACGGAGAUCAUGGAGCUUGUCCACAGCGCUCUGGGCCGGAUGACAGUGAUCCGGCAGAUCUUCCCCCUGUGGAGGGACACCAACAUCCGCUGCAUGAGGAACAAUCAUCGCAUCUCCUCGCUGCUUUGCGACCCACAGGAAGGGUACCUGCAGUCUCUAGAGGUGUCUAGCCUGUACCUGUACGACAGUGUGCUGAUGUUGGCCAAUGCCUUCUACCGGAAGUUAGAGGACAGGAAGUGGCAUAGCAUGGCCAGUCUGAACUGCAUGAGGAAGUCAACCAAGCCCUGGAAUGGAGGCUGGUCCAUGCUAGACACAAUCCAAAAGGGGCGGAUUUCUGGGCUCACUGGUUUAAUGGACUUUCGAAGCAAUGGAGUGAACUCUCAUGUCCAGUUUGAGAUCCUGGGGACCAGUUACAGUGAGACGUUUGGAAAAGAUGUAAAGCGGCUGGCGACGUGGGACUCUGAUCGUGGGCUGAACGGCAGUCUGAGGGAGAACCGGGCUGAGCAUGGCAUGCAAGGAAUUACUCUGAAAGUGGUGACCUUACUGGAGGAGCCGUUCGUAAUGGUGGCAGAAAACAUUCUAGGUCAGCCCAAAAGAUAUAAGGGAUUUUCCAUAGAUGUUCUAGAUGCCCUGGCCAAAAUUCUGGGCUUUAAGUAUGACAUGUAUCAAGUGGCUGAUGGGAAAUAUGGAUCUCCUCAGGCCAAUGGGUCUUGGAAUGGACUGAUUGGAGAACUAAUGGGGAAGAGGGCAGAUGUGGCAAUUUCAGCCAUCACCAUCACUCCUGAUCGAGAGAAUGUGGUGGACUUCAGUAAACGUUACCUGGAUUAUUCUGUGGGAAUCCUGAUGACUAAAACAGAAGAGAGACUCAACAUAUUUUCCUUGCUGGCACCGUUUGACCUGGCGGUGUGGGCCUGCAUUGCUGCUGCCAUUCCUGUGGUGGGUGUCAUGGUCUUUCUGCUCCGACGCAUCCAGUCUGUCUGCUCCCAGAAUCCUCCAGGGCCCCACCAGCCCGCUUCUGUCACGACGUCCUUCCAAAGUGCCAUCUGGAUCGUCUACGGAGCCUUUGUACAGCAAGGUGGUGAAUCCUUCAUGAGUUCAGUGGCUCUCAGGAUUGCAAUGGGAAGCUGGUGGCUGUUUACCCUCAUUGUCUGUUCGUCCUACACAGCCAACCUGGCAGCCUACCUCACCGUAUCCCGCAUGGACAACGCUGUUCGAACAUUUCAAGACCUUUCCAAGCAGACAGAGCUGAGCUACGGAACGGUGAGAGACUCUGCUGUGUUCGAGUAUUUCAGGGUGAAGGGCACGAACCCCUUGGAGCAAGACAGCACUUUCGCCGAGCUGUGGAGAACUAUCAAUAAAAAUCAGGGACAGGACAACUCUGUGACCUCUCCUGCUGAAGGCAUCCGCAAGGUGAAACGGGAUCCGUACGCCUUCCUGUGGGACAUGGCAGUGUUAGAGUAUGCCGCUCUGACAGAUGAUGAUUGUACGCUGGUGGUCACAGGAAACAGCAUGAGCAGCAAAGGAUACGGCCUGGCUCUGCAGCACGGCAGCCCCUACAGAGAUCUCUUCUCGCAGAAGCAGUCACGGGUUCUCUGUGGUCUCAUACAGGACACUAAGGGCUGCACUCUGGAGAUGGCGUCUGGGUCAUUGGCAUAUAAUGAAAUUGCAACUGCUGCAGGAUGCACACGGGACGUUUGGCCAGAGAGAGAAAGAGACUGGGAAGACACGCAGGCUUUUUACACAGGUCAGCCGAGACCUGAGCAAGGAAUACCUAUUGCACACACUUCCACGUCAUUUUCAUUCACAUCUGUUCUUGCUCCAGUGCCCGUCCACUUUUCAUUUCUCGCUUAUUCUUUCUUUCUUGCCUUUUUCCACCCCACAAAUCAAUUCCCACCCUUUCAUCUUCCCCUCGCCUUAGACUCUGUCUCAAUCUCCCUGUUUCUUUGUCAUUGCCAGGACAAAGAGGUGAAUCUGGAGCAGGUUCACCAGCGUUUGAGUGGGCUGAUGGAGGACGAUCUGGCACACAAGCAGCUGCCAGGUCAGUCUCUGGAGAUCUCUGCCCUGGACAUGGGCAGCAUGCGGCCACAGCAGAGCUCCCAGGAAGCCAUGAGAGAUUUCCCCCCUGGGGGCCUGUCCGUGACUUCCUUCCUCCAGGAGGGUCCUGGGGUCGGCCGCGUGCCCGGACGGAGCCUCCCCCUCCCUCUCAGCAGUUGCACUCUGCCACCCUCCAUGCGCUGCAAACACCGGGCGCCCAACGGAGGCCUUUUCCGCCAGAGCCCCGUAAAGACACCGAUGCCAAUCUCUUACCAGGCAAUGCCCAGGGGACCCAUCCCAGAAGCCAUUGAUCCAAGCCAUGGGACCUCUAUUUGAGCAACCGGUCUGAGCGUUCUAAAGACUGCCAGCCAGCCAAUCACAAAAACCAGGUUUGGACCAGGUCUGGUUGC